Molecule: messenger RNA, 1761 nt
Organism: Carassius gibelio (silver crucian carp)
Lineage: Eukaryota; Metazoa; Chordata; Actinopteri; Cypriniformes; Cyprinidae
Product: armadillo repeat-containing protein 10
Exons: 6
Coding region: 161-1180 (339 amino acids)
Cellular component (GO): mitochondrion
Source: RefSeq, a predicted model, not a curated record
CAACAUCCAGAGGAAACGGUCAGUGACGAGUGUGUAUCCUCGUGUAUUGUGUUUUGAAGACAUGUGUAUUACGAACAGUGUGUAAUCCUUAUUUAUCGUGUCGGGCGAGGACCAUGUGUUACUGUUAACAUGUAUCUAUGAAAUCUGCGCCUAUCGUAGAAUGGGAGAUGACAAUGUCGUAUCCCGCCUCGGCAGCUUAAAGGCUCUGUUUGGGAUUGUAGCAGGAGCCGGUGCCUCAUAUGGCAUUUAUAAACUAAUCUUUGAUCGCGCAGCAGUAAACAGAAAACAGUCUGCUAAAAGUGCGACUAUUCAGCCUGGGUGCCUGAUGGCCAAAGUGUCUGGAUUUAAAGUUGUCAGUAAAAGUGAUCAUCUGAAUCCUUCUGCGGAUACUGAAUCUAGUGAUGUUCUCUCAAAAUCUGCUGCCAGCCUGGAGCCCCGGCACCUGAGUAUGCUUCUCUCUCUUCUGCAGAGCAGCCCAAACCCAGAAGAGAGGAGGAAAGUUCUGGUAACGUUAGGAAACGCUGCUGCCUUCACAGUAAACCAGGAUCUUCUGCGUGAAUUCGGAGGUCUUCACAUUAUAGCAGGCUUCCUCUCAGACCCAUCACCUGAGAUCCAGGUUCAGACUCUAAACGCUCUGAACAACUUAAGCAUGAAUAUCUGCAAUCAAGAGCAGCUGAAGAUAUAUGUCCCGUCGGUGAUGCAGAUGAUUGAGAUGUCACCGGUGAACUCUGACCUUCAGCUGGCAGCGCUCCGAUUGCUCACUAAUCUGUCAGUCACUGAUAAUCACCAGCAUCUGAUGAAGAAUUCCAUCACCCUCCUCCUGUCUCUGCUCAUAGUGAGCAAUGACGUCCUACAGAUCCAAGUCCUGAAGGUCCUAGUAAAUCUUUCCUCCAAUCCAGAUCUGAUGGAAGAUAUUGUGCUAGCUCAGGCUCCAGCCUCUUUGAUUUUGUUGUUUGACGGCUGCACAAGCACAUCAGUUCUUCUCCGCCUGUUGUUUUUUGUGGGGAACCUGCAUGAGUGGAGACCCUCUGCUCAGGUGGCUGAAGCUCUGAGGAGGCGGCAGGACUCUCUGUACUGUGUUUUACUAGGCCGCUCCUCUCAGCUGCACCAUAAGCUGCCCCUGCUGCUGUCCCAUCCAGAUGAGGAGGUGAAGACGCAGGUGGCCAGACUCCUCACAUAACCUCUUACAGAAGAUUUUUUACCAAAUAUGGCCAUACUUCAAUGUGUAGAUGCUUGUUUACCUACCUAAACGUUAGGGCUCUGCACUAACAACCUAGCUUUAAUUGCUUAGUGGAGCAGUGUUGAUAUCUCCUGGUAGCUGGUGGUCCACUUGGUAGGCCAUUUUGUAUCUUCUCAAAAUGUUAGAAAAUGGACAAGAAAUGACAUUUGUGAACACCACAGACCUCCUUUAAGAACCUUCGAGAACAUCUCCACUGCCAAACGUAGAUAAAGAUUUUUUUUUCUGACCACACUAAGUGCUUUGGAAAUCCAGACUAGUGGUGGGAAAGGACUCUUUUUAACAUCUCUGCAUGUGUUUAGAAAUCUUAAUGCCUUGGAAAAAUAAAGUGUUACUUCAGUGCUGCAUAAUGCAGGUGAAUUUUCCCAUUAAACCAGAGUUAUUCAGGUUAUGCUUAUGUAGUAAUGACCCAGGAACCUUUUGUUUACAGAAUGUGUGCAUUGAUUGUACUGUGACUUUUCUGAUGCUUGAUGAUGAUAUUGACAUGGGAUGCAUUAUUUAAUAAAUAUUGUUUCAUGUUAUAA